CUCCGACAUCAUCCCCACCUCGUCUCGUUGCUGCUUGAUCAUUGCUUUCUUGUCCCCCCUUCGGAUUCCCAUUACCGUGGAUACCCUUACCGGUUCUCUUCGACAAAAUGAGCGUUAUCAUGGCGACAGCGGGGUAUGACCAUACAAUUAGGUUUUGGGAGGCCCUCUCCGGGAUUUGCUCACGUACUAUUCAGCACUCGGACUCGCAAGUAAAUCGACUUUGUAUUUCACCCGACAAACGCCUUCUCGCAGCGGCAGGCCACACUACAGUCAAACUUUAUGACAUCAAGUCUACGAACCCGAACCCGUUACUACAGUUUGAGGGGCACUCGAAUAACGUGACGGGAGUUGGCUUCCACUGUGAGGGGAAAUGGAUGGUGACUUCUUCGGAGGAUGGUACGGUCAAGAUUUGGGAUACCCGCGCGGCCAGUGUGCAGAGGAAUUACUCUCACGGUAGUCCAGUGAAUGAUGUAGUCAUUCAUCCGAACCAGGGAGAGUUGAUUUCUUGCGACCAGGCUGGGAACGUUAGAAUUUGGGAUUUGGGUGAGAAUAAGUGCACACACCAGUUGAUUCCGGAGGAUGACGUUCCAGUAAGAAGUGUUACUGUUGCUACUGAUGGAAGCAUGCUUGUCGCUGGAAACAACUUGGGCAACUGCUACGUCUGGCGUAUGAUUCAGAACCGAGAUGUUACCCAGUUAGUUCCUGUUACCAAGUUCCAGGCGCAUACAAAGUACAUAACUCGUGUGCUCCUCUCCCCAGAUGUGCGACAUUUGGCGACUUGCUCAGCGGAUCACACUGCAAAAAUCUGGAGUGUUGAUGAGAAGAAAUUUUCGCUAGAGAAUACCCUUCAUGGCCACCAGCGAUGGGUCUGGGAUUGUGCAUUUAGCGCUGAUAGCGCCUAUCUUGUUACUGCUUGUAGCGAUCAUUAUGCCAGGCUAUGGGAAUUGAGCAGUCAGCAAAUAAUCCGUCAGUACAAUGGGCAUCACCGUGGGGCUGUCUGUGUGGCUCUGAACGACUACAGCGAGAGAUAGGAAUCUCCCGUCAUUAACCGUAAAGACCACCUAUUUGACUUGUUCCAAGAUCCAAGUGAGCCCCAUCGGGUGUGCCAGUCGAUUUGCUAGCCUAAGAGUUUGGGGGGUUGGAAAUGACCUUUUCCCUAUCAUGGCUAUUAAAACAUUCUCUUGUAGUCCAAGUUUUUCUUUUCAUUUUUUCUUUCUUGGAGGCGAGCCUUUCUACUUGACGUCUGGGAUUAGGUCUAGGGAAGGCGUGUAUUUGGCAAUGCUCCUGGUUUGAUUUUUCUUUGAGUUUUUAUUAAACGGUGGAGCAUGCGCGCCUGUGGCCUGCUGAUUUGGUAUCCGUUUUUCUUUUCCGGCGGUAUACCUGCU
Messenger RNA from Tuber melanosporum (Perigord truffle), 1385 nucleotides. RefSeq lists its product as uncharacterized. NCBI's taxonomy places the organism in Eukaryota, Fungi, Ascomycota, Pezizomycetes, Pezizales, Tuberaceae. Gene Ontology annotation, cellular component: TORC1 complex; TORC2 complex. The transcript has 5 exons. Gene Ontology annotation, molecular function: protein binding. Gene Ontology annotation, biological process: TOR signaling; regulation of actin cytoskeleton organization. The record is from RefSeq and is a predicted model, not a curated record. Bases 108 to 1031 code for a protein of 307 amino acids.